GGGAUCCGGUUCUUUCCACGACCAACAUGUUACGCUCUGCCCUCGCCGUCGCUGCCCGCCCCUCUCUUGCGCGGCCCGCCACUACUCUCGCGGCCGAAUUCGCCAAGGUCGCCCAGAGGCCAACGACGAAAUAUGGCGGAAUCUACACCGUCACCCUCAUUCCAGGUGACGGUAUUGGUGCCGAGAUUACCGACUCCGUGAAAGAGAUUUUCAAGCACGUCAACGCGCCCAUUGAAUGGGAGCAGUAUGAUGUUUCCGGAAUGUCUUCGUCGGGAGAGGAGCUAUUCAAGCAGGCUAUGGAUAGUUUGAAGCGGAACCGAGUUGGUCUGAAGGGCAUUCUUUUCACGCCUAUUUCGCAAUCUGGACACAUUUCGUGGAACGUCGCGAUGCGUCAGCAGCUCGACAUCUACGCAUCUGUCGUGCUGUGCAAGUCCCUCCCUGGUAUCCCUACCCGUCACUCGAAUGUUGACUUCGCCAUCAUUCGUGAAAAUACGGAGGGAGAGUACUCUGGACUUGAGCACCAGAGCUUCCCCGGUGUCGUCGAGAGUUUGAAGGUGUCUACCCGCGCCAAAGCUGAGCGCAUUGCCCGAUUCGCCUUCGAUUUUGCCCUCAAGAACAACCGCAAGAAAGUGACUUGUGUUCACAAGGCCAACAUCAUGAAGCUGGGUGAUGGCUUGUUCCUGAACACAUUCCGUCGGGUGGGCGAAGAAUACAAGUCCUCGGGAAUUGAAUUCAACGAUAUGAUCGUUGAUAACACCUCCAUGCAACUUGUCGCGAAGCCGGGGCAGUUCGAUGUGAUGGUGAUGCCUAACCUUUACGGCGCCAUCGUGUCCAACAUUGGUGCGGCUCUGGUCGGUGGUCCUGGUAUCGUCCCUGGCUGCAACAUCGGGACUGAGUACGCUUUGUUCGAGCCCGGAUGCCGUCAUGUAGCCAGCGAUAUCAUGGGUACCGGUCGUGCCAACCCGGUGGCGAUGAUUCUCAGUGCCACGAUGAUGCUGAGACAUCUUGGUCUCGACCCGGUCGCCAACAAGAUUGCGACCGCGACGCUCGAAGUGAUCAACAGCGGUGAUGUCCGCACACCAGACAUGGGUGGACAGGCGACGACCUCUGACUUCACGGCGGCGAUCAUUAAAAAGUUGUGAUUCUGGUUUAGAAGAUACAUAGACGCGUACAUGAUACUACUACAUCUAUCUUCUGUCCGUUAAUCAGUCGACAAUAUCAUCGUAGAGGGACGGAUCUUGGUCUAAUGCAGCUUCGUACUCUUCCAGUGUCAGCCCGCGCGGCCUUUUUUGCACCGGUUCUUCAUCUGCCGACAAAUCUUCCACUGAGACUGGAGAUGCCGGAUGCUUGCGCAGUGCGAGAAUCGUUUCGCAUCGCACUUGCCCUCGGUCGCCCCAGCCUGUCACAUCCGGCCGAAAGUCAGCAUAAAGACUCCACGCUAUCUUGUUGAUCUCCUGCACUGAAUAGCUCUCCACGAGCAGGCGAAGCGCGCCGAGAAUGUACGGGGUAUUUUGCCGUAGCGCCCGAGAGAUGUAUCCAAACGCGACGCCGGGAUCUACCGGUUCGUCGUUGGAUAACGCUCUCCACUGUGAGUUCUGAGAGCGAUAGAGCGGUCUAUAACGCAUUCAGUGGAAUUCAUGGAGGAGACACUGGGGACAUACACUCUACGGAAUAAGCCAUUUUGAGAUCAUAGAGAGACAGACUGCGGCGCACCUUCUGCCCAUCAGCUCAACAAACGGCUGAGUGCCUCCCAAGGAGGCCUCGGUCGCUCUUCGGUCGCUUUUCUUGAAGACACCUAUGCUUACUCCUUUGGAUAUUGCAUUGAGUUCGGUGUAGACAGAUGCUAGAUUCAAUCCGAGUCAGUUGUGGAACUUGGGUCAAGCGCGACGUACCGAUACUAAGUGCCUCUUCUAGACCAAAUCCCAAACGUUGGGCCACCAGGAAGGACCAAGCAGUCAUCAAUGGAGCCCGAUUGACCACAGUGCUCCUUGACUGGAGGGCCUUAUGUGCAAUAAUGAGUCAAGGAAGGGAGGAAGAUUACUAUGCGCACCUGUUCAUCCAAGACUUCAUUGAAUUCGUAUUCUUGAACAGCAGGAGUAUCCACUGACGGCAAGAACUCGUUUGUGACUUCGGAUCUCUUGCGCUUCCUCGCGUUCUAAAGAUGAAGGGCCAGCUUCAGGAUUUGAAAUAGUAUCCGUCACAGCCUUUCGCUUUCGGCUGCUGUAGCCACUCUUCUUUAGAGCAGACAAGACCAUAUUACGCAUUUCUUUAUCGUCGAUCCCGUAGGCGAUCAAUUUGCCAUCAUUCAGCUCGGAAAGCUUGUUAGAGGUAUUGCAAUCCUUGUAGAGUUUCCCGGCGACGACCAUCGCCUUGGCCAUGGGCACGUCAUUGGAAGUAAACACCUGUAGGAAUUUGGGUAACGAUAGCUUGACUUCGCCCAUGGUGAGUUGCA
This is a messenger RNA of Mycena citricolor, 2452 nucleotides long. The record is from the annotation of a GenBank genome assembly. Lineage: Eukaryota; Fungi; Basidiomycota; Agaricomycetes; Agaricales; Mycenaceae.